UGAAUCGCACCGCAUACCAUGAUUCAUUUUGCACGCCAACCAAUUUCACAUCGGCUGUCUAACGGCUGAUUGGUUGAGGUGGCUUAGCGUACUUUGGGUGAUCGAAUCUAUCAGCACUCAUUCGACUGAGGGAAUGUUGGCCGACGACAACUUUUCAAUAUCUGUUACACCAAAAGAUGUACUGUAUAUUAUGUUUCCUAAGCAUAUUUUGGAUUUCUGUUUGGUCCUUACUUGGGCGCAGUUCAAAAAGCUGAUAACCAAGUUGAUAUUUUCAAUCCUGAUUCUUCUAUAUAUGCCACAAUAUCUAAUAUUUUGGUAAAAAUGUGUUGUGAUCCAACAUGGGAUGUCCGA
Dicrocoelium dendriticum is the source of this 351-nucleotide messenger RNA. Lineage: Eukaryota; Metazoa; Platyhelminthes; Trematoda; Plagiorchiida; Dicrocoeliidae. The record is from the annotation of a GenBank genome assembly.